Hydractinia symbiolongicarpus is the source of this 1104-nucleotide messenger RNA. RefSeq names its product 7-methylguanosine phosphate-specific 5'-nucleotidase A-like. The coding region runs from base 60 to 1055 and encodes 331 amino acids. Gene Ontology annotation, cellular component: cytoplasm. Lineage: Eukaryota; Metazoa; Cnidaria; Hydrozoa; Anthoathecata; Hydractiniidae. Gene Ontology annotation, molecular function: 5'-nucleotidase activity; magnesium ion binding. The transcript is spliced from 12 exons. The record is from RefSeq and is a predicted model, not a curated record.
GUAAAUUCGUUUUAGGAAUUAUAUGUAUAAAGUAGAAGCAUUUUAGUAAAUAAAUUAUAAUGAUGGCCGGCAAAGUUGCUACAAUUGGAACUGUUGUUGUAACUACUGCAGCAGCUGGAGUUGGAUUGUAUUAUUUUUAUGCAAGGAGUGUAAGAAAAGCCUUGCAAAAUAAGGCUGUGGAUGAGCUUUUACUCUUGCUUGACCAUGAAAAUUGUCAUAUAAGAGAUAUUGCUAUAGUUCGGAGUAAAAUUAGAAAACUGGUAUCUGGUGGUGUAAAGAAACUGCAGAUUGUCACAGAUUUUGAUAGAACUUUAACCAAGUGUUUUGUCGAUGGACAAUUGGGUCAUGCCAGUUAUGGUGUCAUAGAUGAUUCUUCUUACAUUGCAGACUCCAUUAUACAAGAGUUGAAAACGCUUAAAGAAAAAUAUUUCCCAAUAGAGAUGUCUACAGUUCUCACAGAAGAAGAAAAGAUUCCCUAUAUGAUUGAGUGGUGGAUAUCAGCGAUAAAUAUGGCUGCAAAAGCUGGUGUACAGAAAAGAUUACUACCAGCGAUGGUUCGUGAAAGUCGUGCUGUGUUAAGAGAUGGAUCCGAUCAAUUCUUCCAUUUAAUUAAGGAGAAUAAUAUUCCAAUACUUAUCAUGUCAGCGGGGAUUGGAGAUAUAGUGGAAGAAAUUUUGCGGCAGCAAGCUGAGAUCUCGUCUUCAAUAAAAGUAGUUGCUAAUUAUUACACUUAUGAUAAAGACAAUAUCGUGACAGGUAUUAAAGAUGAUUUGAUACAUACCUUUAACAAAAACGAAGUAUCGAAAAAGCAAGUGGAAUAUUUUAACCACUUUAAGGAACGCAAAAACGUGAUUUUAAUGGGUGAUACUUUAGGUGAUCCUGGAAUGGCUGAUGGAGUUGAAAAUGCAAACACUGUUCUAAAAAUAGGAUUUCUCAACAAAGAUAUUGACCAAUCAUUGCCAAGAUAUAUGUCGGAUUAUGAUAUGGUCUUAACGAACGAUGCUACGAUGGAUCUUAUAAAUGUUUUUCUACAACAGCUAUGUUUACAACGUUGAAUAAUUUCAUAAGAAUAACAGGUUUCUAAUGAGAGGAAUAUUGCCCAGG